Molecule: messenger RNA, 3198 nt
Organism: Drosophila busckii
Lineage: Eukaryota; Metazoa; Arthropoda; Insecta; Diptera; Drosophilidae
Product: kelch-like protein 17
Exons: 6
Coding region: 338-2191 (617 amino acids)
Molecular function (GO): protein binding
Source: RefSeq, a predicted model, not a curated record
UUUCGUGCCGUUGAGUUGUUGUCGACGGAAAGUCACAAGUCGUAAUUGGAGCACGCGACGCCCACCCAAGAAAAUUGGCUUAAAGACAGUUCAAAUACGUUUAAACACACAAAGGGCUGCAAGUAGUCUGCCAAAAUUUAAAGCUAACUUUUAGCAAGUGCAAGUUAAAAUUGAAAAUACAAGUGCAGCGUUUGGAAGCUUAUCAAAAAAAAAGUUGCAACUACAACAAACCACUGCCAAAGAAAAGACUGAACCCUGGACCAAAUAUAACGAGGAAUUUUUUCAACACCCAUAGCUGGAUAUGUGCUAAACGUUUAAAAGCAUCCAAGCCCUAGCAAUGUUUCUGCCUGUGAAAUCAAAUCACUCCGCCGAGGCAAGUGGCAACAAUGAGGAUGUUACCACCACUAGCAAUAAUUCCACACAAACACCCAGCGAUCUAAGCCCACCGGGUCCCAAUGAGGAGGUGCUGCCCCAAGCGCAUCACCAGAAUCCGGGACAUUGCAUUGCCUCAUUCGCUGCCAUUAAUCAAAUGCGUACGAAUGCGCAGCUCUGCGAUGUGCGCCUGGAGGUCGGUGGCGACACCAUUAAUGCGCAUCGCGUGGUGCUGGCAUCCGUUUCGCCCUAUUUCUAUGCCAUGUUCAACGAUGACAUGCUGGAGCGCACGCAGGGUUUGGUGCGUCUGCAUGAUGUGGACAGCGCUGCGCUGCGCCAGCUCAUUGACUACACCUAUACGGGUGAGAUUACUAUAACGGAGCAGAAUGUGCAGGUGCUGCUGCCUGCGUCGGGACUGCUGCAAAUGCAUUCGGUGCGUGAUGCCUGCUGCAAGUUCUUGCUGCGUCAGCUGCAUCCCACCAACUGCCUGGGCAUACGCAGCUUUGCGGAUGCGCAUUCCUGCAAGGAGCUGCAUACGCGUAGCCACAAAUAUGCGCUGCAGAAUUUCCAGCAAGUUGUAGGCACCGAGGAGUUUCUGCUGCUGCCGUUCGAGGAGGUUAAGGAGCUGAUUUCCAAUACACAGCUUAACAUAAGCUCCGAGGAGCGCGUGUUCUCGGGCGUUAUAAGCUGGGUUAAGCAUGAUCUUGCCGUGCGCCGCCAGCAUACAGCGGAGCUGAUGUCACAUGUGCGCUUGCCGCUGGUUAAUCGCGAUUUUCUAAUGAGCUGCGUUGAGGCGGAAACGCUUAUGCGCGACGACAGCGAGUGCAAGGAGCUGCUGCUGGAGGCCAUGAAGUAUCAUUUGCUGCCGGAGCAGCGCAGUCUUAUGGGCAGUCAGCGCACACAGGAGCGGCGUCCCGAGGGCAUGAAGCCCUACAUCUUUGCCGUGGGCGGUGGCAGUCUCUUUGCCAUACACAACGAGUGCGAGGUGUACAAUCCACGUUGCAACAGCUGGUCACCAGUGGCGCCCAUGCUCUGGCGUCGCUCACGCUCUGGUGUAACCGCUUUACACAAGCAGCUGUAUGUAGUGGGUGGCUAUGAUGGCGUCAGCGAUCUGGCCACAGCUGAGAGCUAUAAUCCCUUGACUAACAAAUGGAGCAACAUCACGCCCAUGGGCACCAAGCGCAGCUGUUUGGGCAUUUGCGCGUAUGAUGGUCUAAUCUUUGUUUGUGGUGGCUACGAUGGCGCCUCCUGUCUAAGCAGCAUGGAGCGCUACGAUCCCUUAACAGGCAUUUGGAGCUCUUGCCCUGCCAUGAGCACGCGUCGACGCUAUUGCCGUCUAGCUGUGCUGGAGAAUCAAAUUUAUAGCUUGGGUGGUUUUGAUUCCACCAACUAUCAGUCCAGCGUGGAACGCUUUGAUCCACGCGUCGGACGCUGGCAGCCUGUGCCCAGCAUGACUGCCAGACGCAGCAGCUGUGGUGUUGCCUCCACAGAUGGACAUCUAUACUGCAUAGGCGGCAAUGAUGGCACCAUGUGCAUGUCCAGCGGCGAACGCUUCAAUCUGCGACGCAACUGCUGGGAGCCCAUUGCAGCCAUGCACUCCAGGCGCUCCACGCAUGAGGUUGUGGAUGUGGAGGGCGUGCUCUAUGCGCUGGGCGGCAACGAUGGCAGCUCGUCGCUCAACUCUGUGGAACGCUAUGAUCCGCGCCUGAACAAAUGGAGCGUGGUCAAUGCUAUGGUAGCGCGUCGCAGCUCUGUGGGCGCUGCUGUGCUGGAAUGUUUCCAUCUGGAGCGUGGACUGGUGCAGACGACGAACUUAUGACCUCCACUCAGCAGCAUCAGCGAAUCUUUCGCCGCUGCUACAGCGAGCGCCGCUAGCAGCAGCAGCAGCAGCUCUGCCAACAAUAACAGCAGCAGCAACAGCAACAACAAUGGGACACUGACCGUGCCCAGUCGCGCCGAGGCCGCUGCCUUCACUGCCAACAUAGCGCUCAGCAGCUCGGCGCCCUCGGCCAGCUCCACGCUGCGUCGCCAUCGACGCGAGACGCCGCUGCUGGCUGAAAGUCGACGCUCCAAUAGCAAUGCUAGCAACAGCAGCAGCAGCGCCGGCAGCGGCAGCGAUACGAAGGCGCCAGCGACUGCCUGAUCCUGGUCUAUGUGCGCCAAGCGUCAGCCCUAAAAUACUACUAAACACACAAUUUAUAUACAAAGCUAACCCCACGCGCCUAUGUCAGGAAUUUGAUAGAUUGUUCCAGUUGGUUAUUACAGUUAGUAGUUAUAUACUAACUAUAUUAUAUAUAUAUAUGGAUACAUAUUACGAAAUGUUGAUUGAAUUAAGCAGGCGGCAACUCAUUGCUCAAGCAAACAAACAAACACACUCAGAGUAGCUGUGAGUGCAUGGAUUCAAAUGAAUGAAUCGUAUAAUGAAGUGCACUUGAUUAAAUUAAAUUUUUAUAAAAGCGCAACAGAUCAAAAGUGAAUUAAAAUACAAAUGUGUACAAAUUCAGUUAACGAAUUAAGUGUUAAGCAUUUGCAUUAAUUGAAUCAUUAUUUAACUCAUUUGUAUAUAUUCAAACUCAAGCGAGUUGAAAGUCUAGAAAUAUUUUAAAGUGAAUUUUAAAUGAUUCGAAAUUGAAUCCAAGCACUCACAGCUACCAACGUUACACACACACACAUACACACAGACACAUAAGUAUCUAGUCAAGAUCUCUUACAAAUUUCUACAUUUUGCAUACAAACGGCAAUUGCCAGCCUAUGAUGAAGACGUUGAGCUACCAAGUAAACACUAAAGGAACCUAAUUCUGCCUACAAUUUACAUUAAAUCGUCUA